This is a messenger RNA of Bufo bufo (common toad), 3652 nucleotides long. It is a transcript of the gene DNAAF3, whose product is annotated as dynein axonemal assembly factor 3. The record is from RefSeq and is a predicted model, not a curated record. NCBI's taxonomy places the organism in Eukaryota, Metazoa, Chordata, Amphibia, Anura, Bufonidae. The transcript is spliced from 12 exons. Gene Ontology annotation, biological process: axonemal dynein complex assembly; motile cilium assembly. The coding region runs from base 73 to 1542 and encodes 489 amino acids.
CCUUUAUCAAUUUAAACGACUGAUUGAAGUUGCGAUUGUUUGGUCGCCUUCAGUUUACAUCGGUGCAGGUCCAUGGCUGCUGCAGGUGCUGGAGAGGUGUACCCGACCUUGUGGGGGUUCAGCCCUGCGUUAGAUCUUCAGAUGCAGUGUCUUCACACUACACUUCAACAUUUAUCGACCUGUGAUGAUAUACCUGAGCUGAAUAUUCUUCUGGUGGGAUGUGGCGAUGGGAGACAUCUUCUCAAAACUAUCUGUCAGGCACGUCGCUGGCCACAGAGAAGGCUUAAUUUCUUCAUCAUUGAAAGUGACCUGGAGCUUCUUGCUCGACAACUGCUGUUUUUGACUUUGGCCCUGGAAAAUCCAGAACAAAUGGGUUUGCAAGAGAAGUGUGAGAUGUUUCUUGAGCUGUUUGGCAACAGUAUGGUCCGUAGUAAGACUGCAGCAUACCUACAAGACCAGUGUGCGCUGUUCAUUAAAUGCAUCACCGAUCCCGAGUACCAACAGGGUGUCCUCCCGUUCCUGAAUAUGACUUCACUUAAGUUUAAAGAAAGGGAUGAACUGGAAUACAUCUUUAAGUUCUGGCGGACACCCGAACCUAAGCUCUUCCCCAUUGACCGAUACUGGGACGUAAAGAACCGUCAGUUUUUGGGCAAACGCUACGACUCCAGGAGAGGAGCUUAUGACUGGGAUUUAAAUAUGAAACUGCAUGACCGAGGAGCAGCAAUGAUCAGCGCCACGGAUUACAAUCGCUGGAGAGAGAAAGGUGUUGCAUUUAUGAUACGUGAAGGAAUCUAUGAUGUCCCUAAUAAAACUCUGGCUUCUCAUAUGACUGUGACACAUAGAUGCGGGAAGGUACGAGCUCGAGGAUACUGGGGAGAUAUCACCACCAGUCCUUACAUCGCAUAUGGCAUCGAAACUGAAGAAAAGGGCUUGUUGAAAUCUGCUAAUGGUGUGUAUACAAAGACUGCUCAAGACUUAUCUCAAUACAACAUCACCUCAAUGUUUCACGAGUUGGUGACCGGACAGAAAUACUCUCUGCCUACACCACAUGAAAAUGGCAGUGAAGGAGGAGCCAGUACCUUUCCACCCAAUGGUUUUGUCGCCCAGACCACUAUCCAAGAAGAUGAAUCCAGUGAGAAACCUAAUGGAGACCUGGAUCAUGAAAAGCGUGGUGAAGCCCCAAAUUAUCACAAGCUAGACAAUGUGGUAAUACAUCUUCUACCACUUAGCUGGGUGCAUGACCUUCAUCACAGGAGCAAAUUUCUCAAGCUGUUCAAUAUGAUCUACUUCUCCUGCAGUAUGGUUCACCAUUUGACUCCAGACUACAAGCUGAUAUCUGCCAGGAAAGCAACUCUUAUUCUAGAAUUAACAAAGUUCAUGGUGGAUCUCCACGUGGACAAGAUAAAAAGCUAUGUGACCAUUGUGGCCAAAGUUGCCAAGGAAGCUGGAUUUGCAGCCACUGAAAACAUAGAUUGGAAGAGAGAUCACCUUGCCACUUUUGAACGUUUGGAUGACGGUGAAGAAGACCAGAAAGGAUUGUAAACGGUCUAAUCUACAGCUCUAUCCAGAUGUCUCACCCUCUGUUGUGCAGAUGUAAUACUAGCUGAAUAGAGACUAAAGAUAUUUGCUUGUUUGUUUUUUAGAACUUCAAAAGAACCUGCAGAACUUGAACAUGAUGUCCGUUCUGCACGCAGCGUGUUACAGAAAAGGAGAUAAUGGGAGGAUAGAUAUAGUUUUAUGCAAAAAUAUCCAGUAUAAUUUGGUCUAAAUCAUCCUCAGCCUGAGCUUUAAGGGCUUUUAAUAUUGAUGACCUAACCUCAGGAUAGGUCAUUGGUAUCAGGUCGGCAGGGGUGCCAGGUGUCGGACCUCCUCCGAUCUGAUAUUGAUAACCUAUCCUGAGGAUAGGUCAACAACAUUAAAAGCCCAGAGAACCCCUUUAAGCUCAGGAUCAGCUGUAUGUGGCGAUGGUGUGUGCAUGUGCCGUCUCCCUUCUCUCUCUUCCUGCUGCUAUGUCUAUGGCAAAGCAGCAGCAGGAAGGGAGACUGCACGUGCACACUGCGCGCCGUCUCCUCAUACAGCUGAUCGUCGGGGGUGUCGGCCCCCACCGGUCUGAUAUUGAUGACCUAUACUGAGGAUAGGUCAUCAUCAAUAAAAGCCUGGAGAACCCCUUUAAUGGGAUUUUCCCACAAAGUAUUUAUCACCUAGCUGCAGGAUAGUAAAUAAAUGUUGCAUCAUUAGGGGUCUGACUGCUGAGACCCAGAGUGAUCCCAAGAAUGGAGGGUCUCUGAGAAUUCUCUAUGAAUGGAGCGGAGUUGCUCAGGUAAGUCUACUUUUUAUGGACUGAGGGAGCACGGGCUACAUUGGUCCCAUUGAAGUGAAUGGCACAUUGGACUGCCAUUCAGAGCUGGAACCUGAGGACCCUACAUUUUUGGGAUCACUGAGGGUCUCUGCAGUCACUGAUCCUGUAGGCAGUCACUGAACUGUAGCUCCUCCAGUACACGGAGAGGACAUUUUCCAUCAGACCGGUUCACUUUACAGAUACAAGUUCAUAUAGGGAUUUCCAGGAUUAGAAAUACAGCACCACACCUGUCCAUAGGUUGUGUCGGGGCUGAGAUGUAACCUGUAAAUGGGUGGCACUGUUUUUGAAACUCCCUUUAAGAGGACUAUACAUGGCCAACAACUGGGCCAAAUCGGUGGAAAGAGGCAAUAGCAGGCCAUCCUUACAGUUUGUCUUGAACUCCUCCCCCAUAACAAAAUCGUUAGAACAGUAUGUGCUUGUUAAUUAAGAACUAAAACCAAGCUUGUUUGUAGGCUAUGACACAUGACGUUUUUUCGUUCAAUGUUUGAUAGAUGAAGCAUGUUCAUUUACCUUUUAUGCUUUUGGAUCAAUGGUCUACAACUUGUGGCUCUCCAGCUUUUGGGAAAGUAUAAGGGUGCAUUCACACCAUAUGUUGUCUGUUUUGCCUAUUCUUGUCUGCAAGACGGACAAGCAUAGGACAGGUUUUAUCUUUUUUGGGAACGGACAUACGGAUUCAGACAGCAGAUGGUGUGCUGUCCGCAUUUUUGCGACCCUGUUGAAAUGAAUGGAUCCGCAUUCAAUCCACCAAAAGUGCGGAUCUGAUGCGGAACAAAAAUACUGUUGUGUAAAUGGGCCCUUACUCUCAGUAUGCCGUGAUGGCCUACAGCUGGAGAGCCACAGGCUGGAGAUUAGAUUACUGCACUAAAUUAUUUAGGUGCCACUGGAGACAGGAGUCUUUACACGGAAGGUGCUAUUAUAGUAUAGGUAAUGCAGACCAUACAGAGGUAUAAGUUGCUUUUACUUAACAUGGAUUGCAGGUUUCAGGUCUUUCUAAUGUAAUUUAUAUAUUGAACUCUAAGGCUUUGAGAACGUUGCUAGGUACCAGGAAUUUACUGCUUAACAACUUUUUACUUUGUUUUGAGAACAAAAAUAAAUUAAUUAAUUAAAAUUGACUCCAGGAGUAGAAUAAUGACCUGAUCAGGAUAGGUCAUCCAUAUCUAAUCAGUGGGGGUCCAAAUCCCAGCAUUUCUGCCGAUCACCUGUUUGAGGAGGCCCGGCACUCCAGUGAGCAGUGCAGCCUCUUAGGGCGAUGGCACACAGUGCGGCCUCCUCUUAGGGCGAUGGCACACAGUG